This is a messenger RNA of Exaiptasia diaphana, 981 nucleotides long. RefSeq names its product histamine H2 receptor. Gene Ontology annotation, molecular function: G protein-coupled receptor activity. Gene Ontology annotation, biological process: G protein-coupled receptor signaling pathway. The transcript has a single exon. Gene Ontology annotation, cellular component: membrane. Bases 1 to 981 code for a protein of 326 amino acids. NCBI's taxonomy places the organism in Eukaryota, Metazoa, Cnidaria, Anthozoa, Actiniaria, Aiptasiidae. The record is from RefSeq and is a predicted model, not a curated record.
AUGGCAAAUAACUCAUCAAGUGUUGUGGUUUCUCAAAACAAACCUGAUGGCUGCUUUCUGUCGGUUGCCGACUUUAAUCCUUAUGACAUGAACCGUCCAGAUUCAGUCCACCCGACUUGGACUUUCCUUGCUACUAUCAAUGGUCUUGCUGCCCCACCGACAAUUGUCGUCAAUGCUCUCGUCAUUUGGACGGUGAUAAUGGAUGAAAAUCUUCGAUCUUCGGCAUUUAAUAUUUUGCUUGCCUCUUUAGCAGUAACUGAUUUCCUUGUAGGAUUACUAGUCGAGCCAUUGUAUUGCCUCUUCCUUGGAUGUCUUUUGAACAAGUGUCUUUCCCCUGAAUGCACGUUCACAGUGUACAUUUUGUCGUCUUUAGCUUGUUCCGGAGCAACAAUGGUUAGCUUCACUCUCGCGAGUGCUGAGCGAUAUUUAGCCAUUGAACACCCGAACUUUUAUCGCAAGAACAUUACAGCAAAGAAAGUGAUUUCAACCACGGCAAUUAUUUGGGUAAUAUUCCUUGCCUGUUUGAUUAGUGCUAGCGCUUUAUUAAACAGAACAUAUCCCCAUCUGUACAAAGUUCCAUCAGCUGUAGCCGGUAGCAUUCUUGGCAUGAUUAUCCUCUACUGCUCAUUAAAAGUACAGAUAACGGCKUACCGUCAGAGUAGAACCAUCGCCCUACAGAAAGCAUCAGUUCAACAACCCAACGAUGAACAAGAACAAGAGCAAAGACUGAAGGAAUACAAACGAGUGUUCAUGAUGACUAUUUUAGUGAUUGCAUCUGUCCUGUUUUACACUCCGUACAUCAUAGUCUCUGUGAUCAAAGCCACGAGGGGUACAGAUGUGACAAGCAAUUUUCAGUAUGUGGCCACACCUAUCUGUGCAACACUUAUUCAUCUCCAGUCUCUCAUCAACCCGAUCAUCAUGUCACUGCGUCUGUCCUACAUUCGCCAAGGCAUCAAAAACAAGCUAGCUAGCCUUGUUUAA